Aedes albopictus (Asian tiger mosquito) is the source of this 3687-nucleotide messenger RNA. It is a transcript of the gene DCTN1-p150, whose product is annotated as dynactin subunit 1. NCBI's taxonomy places the organism in Eukaryota, Metazoa, Arthropoda, Insecta, Diptera, Culicidae. The record is from RefSeq and is a predicted model, not a curated record. Gene Ontology annotation, cellular component: microtubule associated complex; kinetochore; microtubule plus-end. Gene Ontology annotation, molecular function: microtubule plus-end binding. Gene Ontology annotation, biological process: establishment of mitotic spindle orientation; cytoplasmic microtubule organization; nuclear migration.
CUCCCGUGCAUCGCUGAAUCGGAGCACCAGUUCGCUGGGAUCCAAAACUCAGCUGACCUCUCCGGGAAAUGACCGCCCGUCGGGUCAGUCAUCGAUUCCGACUCCGGUUUCGUCCAUUCCUACCAUGGUUAAGGCCGGCGAUCGGUACGAGUCCUUGCACCGAUCGCACAUCAGCCCACCGGAAUCGCUACAGACCUCGAAACGAGCCUCGUUCGUGGAAACUGGAUUUGUCGAAACUCUCAAACCACAGUUCACCCCUGGACAAUCGUUGACUUCUCCUUCGCCGGCUCCCUCCACCGAGGAUCGCAUUCAUCUGCUACAGUUGCAGCAGGAGAUCGAAGACCUGAAAACGCAAAAUAAAGAUCUGGUGGAAAAGUUGGAAACGCUAAAAGUACGUCGCGCGGAGGAUAAAGAGCGGCUGCGCGAGUUCGACAAGAUGAAGACUCAGUACGAUCAGCUGGUGGAGUUCAAGAGUAAGAUCAUGGAUGCGCAUUCGCAACUACAACGGGACUAUCAGAGAGCGAAACAAGAAGCCAAGGAUGCCAUUGAGGCUCGCGACUUGCACAUUGAAGAGAUGGCCGAAUUGUCGGAGAAUGUUGAAAUGAUUACGCUGGAUAAGGAAAUGGCCGAGGAAAAGGCCGACACCUUGGCACUCGAGCUGGAAACGGCCAAGGAAAGGAUCGAAGAACUGACAUUGGACUUGGAGAUCAUGAAAACCGAAAUGCAGGAAAAGAUGGCUGGCGGUGGAGUGAUUUCCGACGGUGCUGGAUCAGGAGUUUCUACGUAUGAAUUCAAGCAACUUGAACAACAAAAUGCAAGACUGCGGGAAACGUUAGUACGUCUGAGGGAUCUCUCCGCACACGAGAAGCACGAAAUUCAAAAGCUCGAGAAAGAGUUGGAAACUAAAAAGUCCGAAGUCGCCGAACUGCAGCGGACCAAGGAGAAGCUUUCCUCCAAAAUUGACGAAUUGGAGGCCCAACUCAACGAUCUGCAGGAACAGGUUGAUGCUGCUUUGGGCGCGGAAGAAAUGGUAGAGCAACUAGCCGAGAAGAAGAUGGAAUUGGAAGAUAAAGUUAAGGCCUUGGAAGAAGAAGUGGCCGAAUUGGAAGCGCUAGAAGAAGUACACGAACAACUGGUCGAAAGCAAUCAUGAGCUAGAGAUGGAUAUGCGCGAGGAACUGGACAUGGCUCACGCUGCCAAACGAGAAGCUGUUCGCGAAAAGGACGCUGCAUUGGAGACAAUUGUGGAUCGGGAUCAAACCAUCCUUAAAUUUAGGGAACUGGUUCAGAGAUUGAACGACCAGUGUCAAGAACUUCGGGAGAAGAUCAACCAGGAAUCGAACAAGGUGGUGAAAGACACCAUUUCGGAAACGAUCGACUUCAAGCAGAUGUUCGCCGAGUCGAAGGCCUUUACCAGAGCCAUCGAUCUUCAAUUGCGGCAGAUCGAGCUGACCCAGGCCAACGAGCACGUAAAGUACUUGACGGCGUUCAUGCCGGAAGUGUUCAUGGCUCGUGGUGGCGAUCACGACGCGAUCUUGGUCAUUCUGUUGGUUUCCCGCAUCGUUUUCAAAUCGGGCAUAAUCGUCAGUCAGGCUAGGGAACGAUUCUCCGCCGUGCCGCAGAUCGAUCGUUCUGCCAUCGUUAGUGGCCACGAGGUUUACCAGUUCCGUUUCCGGUCGAGAUUGCUUCACCAUGUGCACAACCUGCAAAGUAUUAUGCAUCAGUUCCUUUACGGUUUGACCGCAUGUUCUGCCGAUACGUUGCUGAAGAUUGGAUCAUCACUGCCGGAGAUGCAAGCCCAGGAGAAGAUGGUCGAUGAAAUUGUGGAUUUGUUGAAGGCCAACCAGCUGGACGAGAAUUCUUCCACCGACAAUCUGGAGAAAUGUGUGACAUUCUUCAACGCCAUGUAUUUGGUGCUGCUUUCCGGUGAAGAUCUGCUGAACGAAACGCAAAUUGUGCGUGAUUGCACUGCGUCUAUUUCGGCUGCCUGCGACUCCAUAUCAACGGAUGCCGUCGUGAUGAAGACGCUGAUUCAGGGAGGUGACGAGACCAGCGAUUCCGGUCUACUGAUGCAGUACAUCAUUCAGAACGUAGAAUCGGUAAAACAACAGCUCAAACUCACCAAACGACGUCUACCGCAGGACGUCAGCAUCACAAAGUGUAAUCUCUCUAUGAAUACGUUGCAAAACUUGAAGAAGACUGCCGAGUCCUUGAACAAGCUGAUGAGCGUUAUGUUCUACAGCGCCAAGCAGGUUAUCCAAAUGGUUACGGCCGAUCCCGAGUCGGAGGUAUCCGUACCGCAUGACAAACUCUGGGAAAUGCUGUCAAAUGCAUGCGAAAAGGUCUACGAACAAGACGACCUGGGUCCCUCGCAGAACAUCCGUAACGUGCUAAGCAAGACCAGUACCGACAUGAGCCAGCUGGCACAAUAUCUACUCGACCACGAGUACGAAAUCAUGUCCGGAACGAACGUCAAGCCGGAGGAAAAACCCGUGGCACCUAUCAUCCUGCGCGCCCAGGCCGUCAAGAAACAGCUGGAGGAGACAAAAACACUCACGGCAACGCUGGAGAACCGAGAAGCCGAAAUCCGACAGCUCAAGCUGGCGGCCAAACUCAAACAGAACGAACUGUCCGAAAUGCAAAUACGCAAGGACUUGGCCGAGAAGAAGUUGUCAGUGCUGCAGCAGGAUCACGAGAUCAACACGGCCCGGCUGCAGAAGCAGUACGACGAAGUUUGCCAGCGGCUCAAACAGAAAGAGAAAGAGUUCGAAGAAACCAUGGACCAUCUGCAGAGCGAUAUCGACUCACUGGAAAGUGAGAAGAGCAGCCUCCGAGACAAGCUCAAGUCCUACAGCUCAAAGAAGGGUGAUCUCAAGACCACCACUGCUCUCGAUAUCUCCGCCAGUUCACCGUACAUCGCCCAAGAGCUAUCGCUGCUCAAGAAGGCUUUCAAGGACGAGCGCACCGAGCGGCUAAAGGUUCAGGCCAACGAAUACAAGAAGAUCCUGGCCAACCUGGAACCGCUGCACGUGCCCCAGCCCAAGGAUGAGCGCAUCGAGAAGCUGGAGCAGGAGAUCACCAAGGUGAAGCACGACUGGAUAAUGUCGCUGGUCCGGGGCGCCGAAAUGCCAGCAACGCAGACCGCCCAAGGCAGCGUGUCCAAGGCGAUCAUCGACCACGAAAACCAACAGAAACGCAACCAGCAGCAGAUCAAAACGAAAGCCGAACAGCUGGCGUGCGAAAUCAUGGACGAGUAUCUGAGCAGGAAGCCCCACCGAGCGGCACGGGGCGACUUUGCGAUGUUUCCUUCGACCGAGCUGACGGCGGCUUUCAAGAUGAACAUCAAAGUGUAGACUGUGGCUGCGUAGUGGUAAGGUAAGGUUCGCUAUUUCACUAGAAACUAUUAAAAAUUGUGAGCAAUUGCUUUAAAAUGGCAGGCUGUUGUACUAAUCAUGCUUUAGAAUUUUAAUUUUCCUGUGCAGCGAUUGUAAUCAAGGCAUCUUCUUAACGCCUUGAUAUCAAGUGAUUUGAAUUAUUCAAAAAAAUCGGAUAAACUAUCCCUUAUUCCACGUUUGUAGCUUAUUUCGUAGUGUUUUCAGUUUUAUUUCUUUACGUUAUUUAUUACAACACUAGCAAUAUAACAACAAAUUAAAAAUAUAUACUCCAAACAAUGAUCAUACAAAUUGAA